This is a messenger RNA of Parnassius apollo (apollo), 1701 nucleotides long. The record is from the annotation of a GenBank genome assembly. NCBI's taxonomy places the organism in Eukaryota, Metazoa, Arthropoda, Insecta, Lepidoptera, Papilionidae.
AUGACGUCUCGGAGGGCACAUAAAAUACUAGAAUUAGUAUCAUCGAGUUCUUCGUUAUCUUUGCAAAGUCAUGAAGUUAAACCAAUAGCUGAAACUCAUAACGCUACUGUAGAAGACCUAAACAAUAUACCAAGUGAGAACAUAGAAAAUCUCCCACCAAAUAAAAACCUUACCGAUCUACGAUCUACUGAUGGACAGGUACAAUUUGACGAUCAUAAAAAGUUGAAAAUAUCGUUAGUUAGCAGCUGCGAUGAAAUAUUAUCAGAAAAUGCAGACGAUCAUCUGCAUUUUAGCCAAAAAAUUGAUUCCCGGUUGAUUAGUUCUAGAAACAUAGAAAAUAAAUCUUGUGACACUAAUGAAAAGAGAUUGCCAACAAGCCUUGUGCCAGACUAUGACAGCGAUGAUUACAAUAACUUGGAAUGCGUUGGAGUUCAACAAGACAUAACAAAAAAAAAAACACAACCGCAAUCAUCCUCGAGUUCAACUAGUACAAGUUCAUCAUCAUCUAGUUCUUCUUCUUCUGGAACUUCCUCAGAUUCAGAUGAUUCUUCAUCUUCGAAAACAAAAGAAGAACCUGAAAACCGCAACACAGUAGCAGUUAUGGCCAGUGAAUAUUGCGACUCAGACAACAUUCAGUUGAGACCUCAGAGAUGUCCCUGUUCUAAUAAAUCUAUUAAUAUUUCAUCAGUUUAUACUGAUACGAACGUUACAGAGCUAAAACAACAGCAAGAAAGUCUUCUCGCGACUAUUGUUUAUUACGUGCUUACCAUUGACCAGAAAAGUAAGCAUAUUUUUCCUGUUAAAGAAACUACAAGCAACAUUAUUCACUAUGCAGGUGAUAGUGAGUUAUACGACAUAUUACACGAGGCACAUAUACGAAUUGGUCACGGUGGACGGGAUCGUAUGAUGAAAGAGGUAUGGGCUCACUACAAAAGCAUAACACAAGUUACCAAGAGUGAAGAGGAUCCAAAAGUCUCUGCAAGUGAGCUCUCUAAGGAGAACACGGAGCCAAGCCAAGUUUUUAACGACGAUUCAGAUCAAAGCGAAACAAAACCACAAACUCCACCUUACGUGCUUCAAAAUCAAUGUAGCGUCUGUUCACAAGAAACUAAAGGAGCUCAUAUAGGCAGAGAAUGCGGAUGUGCAAUCCACUCAAUUUGGGCUGCUGCUGAAGAAUCACCCGAUGAAGGAUUUGGUUCUGAAGUUCUGUGCCCAUUGUGUUCAAAGAAUUUAAAAACACUAGAAAAUCGUCAAAGUGUUAAGAUAAACUUACAACAGGCCGAAAAAAUGAUGAAAUCGAGUGAAAAGAAGUUUCCUCCAAUACCUGUUAGCACUUCUGUACGAAUUGUAGUACCGGAGGUUGAUAGAGAAUGUGGUGAUUCCCGAAAUAUUAUAGGCGUAGUCUUGGCUAAAACUGAUGAUGAGCUCUAUCAAAUUGGUACAAAGAACAGAAUCAUAAAACAAUUGUAUUCAAGAUCUCAGAUUAAUGUUUGCCCAAGAGUUCUUCUUGAUGUUAAGAAUGUACCAAGUAAGAAAACUGCACUACGUUCAGUUUCAAAUCUACAAUCUAUUGGAAUUGGCCAAGGGUUUAAAAAGUGCCUUUGCAAGAAGAACUGUAGUACAGCAAGAUGUAUAUACUAUAAAAAUAAACUAUUGUGUACUUCCAAGUGCCAUUCCAGCUUGCCCUGCAAAAAUAAAUAG